This is a messenger RNA of Lucilia cuprina (Australian sheep blowfly), 1245 nucleotides long. RefSeq names its product protein takeout-like. Lineage: Eukaryota; Metazoa; Arthropoda; Insecta; Diptera; Calliphoridae. The record is from RefSeq and is a predicted model, not a curated record. Bases 120 to 887 code for a protein of 255 amino acids. The transcript is spliced from 4 exons.
GUGAACCAAUAAAUUUUUGGAAAAAAUCAGUUAAAAAAAAUUCUUAAAAAAAAUUAGAAAUUUAAAACAUUGGAAAAAAAUUUAAAUAAAAAAAGUGUUUAAAUAAAAUAUAAAUAAAAAUGUCGAAUUUAGCAUUUUUAUGUCUGGCAACUCUGUGCUGUAGCAUUUUCUUCUUUUCAAAUACUAAAGCGGCCUCAACAUUUCCCGCUGAUAUACCCCGUUGCCAUACGGGUGAUACGGAUUGUGUGGUGCGUACUUCUGUUAAUUUAAUACGAAAACAUGCGCGCACAGGUUAUCCCUCAGCAGCAUUUCCUCCCAUUGAACCAUUCCAUUUGAAACAAUUCGAUAUAUCAGAUGGUCGUGGUGGUUCAUUAAAUUUAAAAUUAAAUUUCCGCGAUGUUGAUGUUGCGGGCCUGUCUGGUGUGAAUUUCGAUCGUGCUGUUGGUUUUGGAGCUGAUCCGGCUACUUCUAAAUUUGAAAUGUACGGUGUUUUACCAAAGGUCACACUACGUGGAAAAUACACAGCUGAUGGACGUAUUUUAAUUUUACCCAUACGCGGUGAUGGUAAUGCUGAUAUUACACUAGAAAACUCUAAAUUUUCGGUUAAAUUCAAACCUUCUAUACAUCCUAAAAAUGGAAAAACUUUCUUAAUGGUAGACAAAUUGAAGGUCUUGAUUGAACCACAAAAAAUGUCCAUGCAAUUGAGCAAUUUAUUUAAUGGUGAUCAAGCUUUGGGUGCUCAUAUGAAUCAAUUCUUAAAUGAAAAUUGGUUUGAUGUCUGGACCGAAUUGCAACCCUCCAUACAUGUGGCCAUUGCUGAGGUUAUGAAGAGUAUAUUAACGCCCAUUUUUAAGAAAUUCCCCUAUGAAGACAUGUAUGAAAAUUAAAUUUACACAUUUUAGCUUAAGUAAGGAAGAAAAAACUGUGAAUUUCAUUUUGUUUUAUAUGUUAACAUUUUUGUGUGGUUUAUUUUUAGUUUUAAACAACAAUGAUUUUCAUUAUUAUUAAUAAUGUAUUUUUUUUAGUUUAGUUUAAGAUACAAUUUUUUUUUUAAUUUCCGUAUUUGCAAAAACAAAUAUUUUGCUAAAAAUCAAAAAAAUACGGAAAUUUUAUCUAUACUCAUUUAUAAAUAACUCAUAAUUAUCAUACAACAAUUAUAUAAUUUUAUAAUAUUAGUUUUUUUUAUACAUUAAUAUUAAAAACCAUUUGUUGAAUAAUAAAAUAUUGAAAAGAGAGAAAAAAAGA